GCCGCCGCAAGCUCCUGAGCUACUGUCCGCACAGCCAUCGAACUCCCGAGCUAGCGGAGGCGCACGAGUAGAAACGGCCGGCUUCCUCUUUUUGCUGGGGACUUGCCCAAGAAAGUUGAUAUGGAUGAAUCAAUUGAUGUGAGUGAUGCUCUUGCACAUGCGUCACACCCAGACAACAACAUAAGGUCAAUAGGAGAAGACAUGCUAAAGCGGCUCCAAAAUCUUGAUCUUCCCAACUUCCUCCUAUAUUUAUCAUCUGAGCUUUUGAGGGAGGGGAUUCCAGAAGAGUCUAGGGCACUUGCUGCCAUCACCCUUAAGAACUCCUUGGACUCAAAGGAUCCUGCACUCAAGGAUGCACACAAGGAUCUACUUUGUAUAAAAUGGCUCAGCCUGGAUCCCUCUAUCCGAUCAGAGAUUAAGAAUAAGUUGCUCAUGACACUAGAAUUUGAUUCAAGGCAAUCUCAUUCAAGGCACCCCUCAUCAAAAGUUAUUGCAAAAGUUAUUGCGAGGGUUGCAUGCAUGGAGAUACCCCGGAAUCAAUGGCUGGACCUUGUUGGUAAAUUAGUGGACAACAUGGCAAGUUCAUCUUCUUCACUAAAGCAAGCAACUCUAGAGGUGCUCCAGUAUAUCUUUGAGGCGAAGAUCCCUAAAGUUGUCAAGGGGGAUCAAGUGGAUGUUGUUAUGGGUAGUGUCAUCAGUGCACUGAAUAACCAGAUGCUAGAUUCUCAAGUCCAUCUCACAGCCCUUAAAGCUUUACUCAACAUUCUUGAGUUUACCAAGUUUGAAGACCAUGCUUGGAGGAAUUCUGUAGUGGCAGUUUGUGAAGUGGCAGGCAGGAUAAAUUCUGGAGCAGAGAUCAAAGAGGCAGCAUUUGAGUGCCUUGUUGCAAUUGCACACACUUGUCAUACCAUAUUAGAACCUUACAAGGAGAUCAUGAUGAGUCUUACAUCCCAAGCUUUGGAAGGAGAUGUGGAAUCACUUAAAUUCCAAUGUAUUAAGUUGUGGAUCACUGUUUUCCAAGAAGAGAUUGGUUGGGAAGAGGAAGAGGAAGAGGAGGAAGAAGAAGAAGAAAAAGAAAAAGAAGAUGAUGAUGAAGAAGAGGCAUCUAGCUUUAUUGGUCCUCUCUGUUCAUUUGUUCCACUUCUCCUACAAACUUACUUAAACAAAGAACAGGGAGAUUUAAAACAGGAGGACAUUUGGAAACAGGGAGACGAGGGAGACAUUUCCAUGACGGGGGAACAAGAAGAAGAGGGAGAUGAAAAUGUGGAACAAGAGGGAGUAAACCUUGAAGACAUUUUGGAACAAGACGAAGAGGAAGAUGAGACUCUACAAGGCAUUUCCAUGACAUGCCUAGGCCUUGCAGCUAGAAUUAUGAAGGGUGGAGUUGUCCCCCUUGUGAUGCAUUUUGUCAAGGAGAACUUGAAUGGGCCACAUAAGAUAGCAGCAUUGUCUCCAUUAGGUUUUAUCCUGGAAGGUCCCUCGGUCAAGCAACUUGCUCCUCUAGUUCAUUUAUUGCUUGUCUUGAUGGACCAUCCGGAGGAAGGUGUAAGAGGCAGGGCUGCCUGGACACUUGGGCGGCUGUUUAAGCUUGUUGGUGCACAUAGAAUCGUGAGAAAUGAGGUGGUAGUCCUGGAUCGGAUCAUGAAGCUCUUGAUAGAAAGGAGCAAAGAUGUCCCUGAAGUGUCCGUUGAAGUGCAUGGAGCUCUAUAUUUUCUUGCAAGAGGUUAUGCAGAAGAUGCAAAGUCAAGGUCAAAAUCAAACUCAUGUGAGCUUUCACCUUCUGUUAAGCCUCUUAUUGAUGCUCUUCUUUGUGCUUCGGAUCUGGCUAGGGAGACCCCUUUUUGCCUUCUUCCAUCUCCUUAUAAAGCUUUGAGUGAGAUUGUGAGAGUUAGUGACACUGGGGACUUACAAGUUCGCCGGGCUGUUAUAGGCUUGAUGUCUCAUAUUAUGAGGAGAUUCAACAUUGUGCUUAAUGGUCAUGGUGCAGUUUCAUCUGUUCAGAGGAAGAACCAACUUGAGGUCUUGCUGUGUGGUCUAGUUGAAGUCUUGAUCCACAAGCUUGGAAGUACACUCAAGGGGUCUGCUAAAUGUGUGUUGAUGUUGUUGUGCCCUCUCUUAACCCGUGAGAGUACAAGUGCACGAAAUGGAGCAGCCCUUGCCAUUGGUGCUCUUGCUCAUGCCAUUGGUGCUGAUUUUGGACAACACAUGCCUACGGUGCUACAAUAUUUCAGUGUGAAGCGACUCUCUCCACUUUAUUUAGAAGUGAUAUGUGAUAUAUGCCAUGUCUUGGGAAAAGAGGGAAAAGAGGAAGAAGUGGUGCCAUGCUUUGAUCAUAUUAUGGAAGUUUUGUAUCAAGGUAUGGGAGAAUCGACACUUCAACCUCCAAUUCUAUCAAGCAUUGGACAGAUUGCUCUUGCUAUUGGUGAAAAAUUUGAGAAGUACCUGCCUCCAGUUAUGGAAAAGCUUAUAGUUAUGGAAAAGGUUGCUCAACUCGAUCAGGAUCCUCUUGGGGAUCAUAGUAACAAGGUUAGAGAGGCGAUAUCUAAGGCCUACCAUGGCAUAUUAGGGGGUAUAACCGACCCAAAGUCUGGAUUCAAGGUAGGAAUGGCUCUACUUGACUUCACUGAAAAGGAGAGAAAGAGAAGGGACAGUGACAGAAGGUCCAGAAGGACUAGGACCAUGACAGCCAGGGACACAAGGACCAUGAAAGCGCUAGUUGAUGCCUUGUCUCAGCUUUCUCCUAGAGUGGGGGUUUGGUCAGAGGCGUUGAUUCGAUCGGUGCACGAAGCAAAUACGCCCUCCUUAAACAAAUAUAAGAGCGUUUAGAUCACUACUUUAGUGAUCUAAAUGCUCUUAUAUUACUUUACAGAGGGAGUAAUCAUUGGGAGAGGAAGGACGGUGUGCUUUAUUUUGAUCCAGUCAACUAAAGUGUGUCGGUUAACUGUUGGAAACUCUGUUUUAUGUCGAACUAACGUGUGUGGGCUGUGGGUUUGUUGGAAACUGCAUGUAUCCUCUCUAAUUAAUUAGAGUUAUUAUUAUGGUGUUGACA
Triticum aestivum (bread wheat) is the source of this 3049-nucleotide messenger RNA. RefSeq names its product importin subunit beta-1-like. Gene Ontology annotation, molecular function: small GTPase binding. The record is from RefSeq and is a predicted model, not a curated record. Gene Ontology annotation, biological process: protein import into nucleus. NCBI's taxonomy places the organism in Eukaryota, Viridiplantae, Streptophyta, Magnoliopsida, Poales, Poaceae. The transcript has 3 exons. The coding region runs from base 121 to 2826 and encodes 901 amino acids.